Molecule: messenger RNA, 2168 nt
Organism: Rhodofomes roseus
Lineage: Eukaryota; Fungi; Basidiomycota; Agaricomycetes; Polyporales; Fomitopsidaceae
Exons: 3
Coding region: 391-2028 (545 amino acids)
Biological process (GO): endoplasmic reticulum unfolded protein response
Molecular function (GO): protein binding
Source: RefSeq, a predicted model, not a curated record
GCACCGAUUUAUGGCUGUUCAUGGCAUCCACCGACGUGAGUCUCGAGCCACGUGGCUUUCCUUUCUCGGAACACAGAAGUGGUCGGUGAAUUGCGCCUUUGCUGGCCUGCAUCCUGCCACCGGGUCCCGGGGCCAUCGAGCAGGCGAAUACCAGGCAUUUCGGUUCCGUGAGCUCGCAGAGUGUGUCCGGUAGAUUGGCCGAGCGACGUUCCCGCCGCAGGCCGACAAGCACGAAGAACGAAUGAAUUCGGCAGACAAGCGUCAUGCGGGGAGCCGACAUGGGUCACGUGGGCCGUACUUACACGUUAGCGCAUCACUCGCGCGACUCCUCCAGAACGACCUUCAUUCCGCUUCACUCCUUCUCCUUCACGACUCUCAGACCGCUCUGCUAUGUCCGCCCAGGACGCGACAGUAGACAUCCGCAUUGAACUUCCUACGUAUUCCCGCUCUUUCACCGUACAAGCCGGACCGUCGUCGUCGAUCCGCGACGUCAAGCACGAGAUAACCAGAGUCUGCCCAGGCAGCCCGACCGCGCAAGGCCAGCGGCUCAUCCACAAGGGGCGCUUUCUCAAUGACGAGGAGCUAGUGGGGGAGAUAUGGAAGAAGCCAGACGAGGUGCACGUUCUUCACCUCUCUGUGCACCCCUCGGCGUGGACGCACGGAACACCCACCGUAGCGUCUUCCUCGUCGCCACCUGCAUCGGUUCCUACUGCGGUACCCUUGUCAGUGCCCAACGUAACGCCGGUCUCAGUGCCAUUCUCAUACCCGGUAUCGGCACCGGUGGCGACUCCGACUAUGACCGAUCCGUCUAUGAUGGCAGGUUCGACACUGGGUUACGUCUACUACAAGCACGCAUGCGCGCUGUACGUGCUUGUGCAUGGGACGGACCGUAUCGAGGGUGCGAACACGGGCGAUGCUGAGCGAUGGCGCGCCAUAGCCAUCGAGAUGUUGGGUCAUCAUGGAUGGGCGUGGCCGGCACUACUUGACGAACAGUAUCCCCCGACGAGCCCGGGAGGUUUGAAGUAUGAGCGGACCCUUGUCGAUGGCCUGCCAUACCUUUCACUCACAAAUCCCAGGGCGGAGCCAACGCCUAUUCAACUACACGCUCUCAAAGUCCUUUCCCUCACGUUCACAAUACUGUCUACUUUGGGCCCACAUGCGGUUCCUUACUUCCCGACUGCUUCGACGAAUGUCGCCCAGACGAUUGCCACCACCAACCUCAAUGAACACCUUCAGCGUCUUGGUCUGCCUGCUCUGCGUCUUGUGCCAGGCCAGAUCCCUAAUCAGAAUCUCAACCCGAAUGACCCGAACAAUCUCGCGGCACCUGCGCCAGCGGUGGAAAUCCGUGCGAUCCCCAUGCGCGCCGUCCUGAUACCCUUCCUUAUGGUCGCUUUCCGUACCAUCCUACUCUUCUACUUCUUCGGACCGACGAAACGGCCCUUCUUUGCUCUGGUGGUCGUCAUCUGGAUUCUCUACGAAGCCUGGGGUGCCAUCCGUCUUGUGCUCGGACAUGACAGGCCUCGGGACCGACCGCAGGCGGGUGCUGCGGACGGGCCUGGAGCCAAUCAGGCUCGCCAACCAGGGCAACAAGGUCAGGCUCAGCAGCCCAAUCGACCUGUGCGCCGUCAGCGCGGUGGUACACCCAACGCCAACCGUAGCGCGAUGCAGUCCUUCCUCACCGGUCUGUCGAACAUGAACCUGCGAAGGGAAGACUCCAUCAUCGACACCGGUGCGAAUGUCCCUCCGCCCAGUCUCAGCCACAAGAUCAGGACCUUCGUCACCCUCAUGCUGCUGACUGUGUAUCCUGCGGUUUGGGAUCAUCGUCGGGCAGCGCUGAGGCGGCGGGAGGGGAGGCUGCGGACGGAGGCUCAUGCACGGGAAGCAGCACGGAACGCAGAAGGCGAACCUGGGCGCGAAGCUGAGAUUGAGAGGUCACGAGCUCUCGAGAGGUUGCAGGAGAGGCGGCCUGCGUGGGUGAGGGAAUAUGUCGAGAGGGUGCAGACGACAGACUGGGCCGACGAAUUGUAGGGCCGCUGUGGUUAUUGUUAGGCGGUGGUGUACAGUACUGAUACUGGACGGGAUUGUUGUACGUAUAGGCUUCGUUUAGCUAUAUUGUUAUGGACGUUUGGAUUCGAUAUAGUACUUCUCUCCUUUGUGAUGAUUGCCCC